Messenger RNA from Sodiomyces alkalinus F11, 570 nucleotides. Its product is annotated as GTP-binding protein-like protein. Gene Ontology annotation, biological process: membrane organization; endoplasmic reticulum to Golgi vesicle-mediated transport; intracellular protein transport. Lineage: Eukaryota; Fungi; Ascomycota; Sordariomycetes; Glomerellales; Plectosphaerellaceae. Gene Ontology annotation, cellular component: COPII vesicle coat; endoplasmic reticulum exit site. The coding region runs from base 1 to 570 and encodes 189 amino acids. The transcript is spliced from 5 exons. Gene Ontology annotation, molecular function: GTPase activity; GTP binding. The record is from RefSeq and is a predicted model, not a curated record.
AUGUGGAUUAUCAACUGGUUCUACGAUGUGCUCUCGAAUCUUGGCUUGCUGAACAAGCAUGCCAAGCUCCUAUUCCUCGGUCUGGAUAACGCUGGCAAGACGACUCUCCUGCACAUGUUGAAGAACGACCGUGUUGCCAUUCUCCAGCCCACUCUCCAUCCCACCUCCGAAGAACUCGCCAUCGGUAACGUUCGGUUCACGACUUUCGACCUGGGCGGCCAUCAGCAAGCGCGCCGGCUGUGGAAGGACUACUUCCCCGAGGUGAAUGGGAUCGUCUUCCUGGUGGACGCGAAGGACCACGAGCGGUUCCCCGAGGCCAAGGCGGAGCUGGACGCGCUCCUCUCGAUGGAGGAGCUGCAGAAGGUCCCCUUCGUCGUGCUCGGCAACAAGAUCGACCACCCGGAUGCCAUUUCGGAGGACGAGCUGCGCCACCAGCUUGGACUUUACCAGACUACGGGCAAGGGCAAGGUGCCCCUUGAGGGGAUCCGGCCCAUUGAGCUGUUUAUGUGCUCGGUGGUUAUGCGGCAAGGAUACGGCGAGGGUAUCAGGUGGUUGUCGCAGUACGUCUAA